This is a messenger RNA of Phalacrocorax carbo (great cormorant), 1666 nucleotides long. Lineage: Eukaryota; Metazoa; Chordata; Aves; Suliformes; Phalacrocoracidae. The record is from RefSeq and is a predicted model, not a curated record.
GGGCGUGAUGGCGGCGGCGGAGGCUGCGGCCCGGGCGGCGGCGGCGGGCCGGGAGGCCGGGAUGGCGACGGCGGCGGCGGGGCAGCGGCUGCCGCUGCGGGCGGCGGGGGCCGGGGCCGGGGCCGGGGCGGCCGAGCCGGCGCGGGGCCGCGGCGGGCUGUAGGCGGCGCCAUGGAGCGGCCCGGGAGCGGCGGCGGCGCCGAGGGGGCCUGGGCCGCGCUGCUGGGCCGGCAGCACCAGCAGGCCCGGGAGUACUGCCCGGGGGUGAACAACCAGCCCUACGUCUGCGAGAGCGGGCACUGCUGCGGGGAGACCGGCUGCUGCACCUACUACUACGAGCUGUGGUGGUUCUGGCUCCUCUGGACCAUCCUCAUCCUCUUCAGCUGCUGCUGCGCCUACCGGCACCGCCGGGCCAAGCUGCGCCUGCAGCAGCAGCAGCGGCAGCGGGAGAUCAACCUCAUCGCCUACCACGGUGCCUGCAACUACCCCGCCUCCAUGAUGGACCUCAGGAUGCUGGCCUCCUUCAAGCUGCCAGCCUAUGAGGAGGUGGCCCACCGCCCCAGCACGCCGCCGCCGCCCUACAGCGCCAUCCUGGCCCAGCUGAGCGGGCCCCGCAGCCGCCUGGGCUCCAGCAGCCUCACGCUCUCGCCCAGCUCAGAGAACUACACCAGCUGCUCCUGCGAGUCGAGCUGCGCCACGUCCCCCAGCAGCACCUCGCUCUCAGUGCAGGUGACGGACGAGACGGAGCGCAGCCGGGCCAGCACGCCCAGCGAGGAGGGUGGCACCAGCAGCACCGGCACCGGCGCCAGCUGGGAGCUGCCCCCCGAGGAGGCGCCGGCCCGCCAGCCCCCGCACAAGCACGCCCUCUUCUCCUCCACCGUGGACUUCUUCGAGGCCGACUGCCACCCCUGCUCCGACAUCGAGGAGGGCGAGGAGGAGGAGGGUGGCGGCGUAGCCCGGGAGGAAGGUGGCGGUGAUGGCGAGCAUUUCCGACACCGGCGGCUGACGGGGGACUCUGGCAUCGAGGUGGGGCGCUGCCAGGAGGAGGAGGAGGGAGAAGGCACCCAUCUCCUGGGGAAGGGCAGCUCCGUGUCCCCACCCUGCUGCGGGCUGCCAGGCUCAGGGGGCAGUGAGGGGCCCGGCUCGCCCGCCCUGCCCGUCUGAGUGGGCACUUGCCCAGCCCUCCCCGCCGCCCGCUGGCCCCUCCUGCUGCCCACUGCCCCCAUUUGGCCCCCACCACCUUGGAGUGGCUGUAGGGGACGGUGGGUGGGAGCCCUGACUUGGGAGGUGCCUGGAGCAGGACAGGGGGCUGCUCCACGCCUGGGCACAGCCCCUGUGCCUGCUGCCGGGGGCUCAGGGCAGCGUCCCUGGGGUCUGGACUCUUGCCACGGAGCCCCCAGGGGCCCCUUGCCCCACCUAACCCCCACCAGUCCAGCCACCUUCCCCUCUGGUACCUUGUGCGGUGCAGCCCCCUCCCUUGCUGUGGUCCUGCCACAGCCCCCUCCCCUCUAAACUGCUUCCAGGGGCUGCAGCCGCCAGGGCCCCCCUGCCUGCCCCGUCCCUCUGUGCUGCCACUGCCCGUGGCGGGGGAAGCCCCCAUCCCCACCAGGGGAUGGGCAGCUCACGUAGCGUUCUCUCACCAUUAAAGAGAUGUGGAAGUAUGGCA